AUGUCUGACCUCAAGUUUAAGCUCAACACUGGUGCUCAGAUUCCCGCUGUUGGCCUGGGAACUUGGCAAUCCAAGCCUGGUGAAGUCAAGGCUGCCGUUUCAUACGCCCUUCAGAACGGGUACAAGCUCGUCGAUGGCGCGUACUGCUACGGUAAUGAAGGUGAGGUUGGGCAGGGUCUCAAGGAGGCUUUUGAGGCUGGUGUGAAGCGCGAGGAUGUGUUUGUUGUGAGCAAGGUGUGGGCGACGUAUAAUACCCGCGUUGCGGAGGGAUUGGAGAAGAGCUUGAAGAGUUUGGGGCUGGAAUACGUGGACUUGUUCCUCAUUCACUGGCCGGUUUUGCUCAACCCCGAGGGUAACGACGACAAGUUCCCUACUCACCCUGACGGAUCGCGCGACAUCAUCAAGGACUGGAACCACGUCGAAGCGUGGAAGCAGAUGGAGCAGGUAUUCGCGAGCGGCAAGGCCAAGGCCGUUGGUGUCUGCAAUUACAGCAAAAAAUAUCUCGAACAGCUUCUCCCGCACGCAAAGGUCGUCCCCGCUGUCAACCAGAUCGAGAACCACCCCAGCCUUCCGCAGCAGGAGAUCGUCGACCUGUGCAACCAGAAGGGCAUUCACAUCAUGGCUUACAGCCCCCUAGGAAGCACCGGCGGGCCCAUGAUGAGCGCAGCCCCUGUUGUCAAGCUCGCUGAGAAGAAGGGCGUCAGUCCCUCAACUAUUCUGCUCAGCUACCACGUCGCACGAGGCAGUACCGUCCUUCCCAAGUCCGUCACGCCGGCUCGUAUCAAGGCAAAUCUCGAAACCGUCAAGUUGGACGCCGAGGACAUGAAGGUUCUUACUGACUACUCUGACGAUUUGACCAAGAAGGGCGAGCUGAAGCGCUAUGUGUACCCGCCUUUUGGAAUCAACUUUGGAUUCCCGGAUAAGCAGUAA
Messenger RNA from Pochonia chlamydosporia 170, 930 nucleotides. Its product is annotated as D-galacturonic acid reductase. The record is from RefSeq and is a predicted model, not a curated record. Gene Ontology annotation, molecular function: aldose reductase (NADPH) activity. The transcript has 6 exons. Gene Ontology annotation, cellular component: cytosol. Lineage: Eukaryota; Fungi; Ascomycota; Sordariomycetes; Hypocreales; Clavicipitaceae. Bases 1 to 930 code for a protein of 309 amino acids.